AUGGAGCCAUCCCAGCAGCUCGUGCAGGUCGCCACGCUGCAGGGCCACGACGAGCCUCGGGUGUGGCACGUCGCGUGGUCGCCGUCGGGGCACACGCUCGCCUCCUGCGCCGCCGACCGCGCCAUCCGGCUGUGGGCUGAGGAUGGCGAUCGCGCGUGGGCCUGCGUCGCCAUCCUGACCGACGGCCACCAGCGGACGGUCCGGCGUGUCUCGUGGGCGCCGUGCGGCAGCCUGCUCGCUUCGUGCUCGUUCGACGGCACCGCGAUGAUCUGGCGGUGCGAGGACGGCGUCUUUGACUGCCUCGCCUCGCUAGAGGGACACGACAACGAGGUCAAGGCGGUCGCCUGGUCUCCGUCGGGCAGCUUCGUCGCGACGUGCGGGCGCGACAAGUCGGUCUGGGUCUGGGAGGCCGAGGACGAGGCGUAUGAGGUGGCGGCGGUGCUGCACUCGCACGGCGCCGACGUCAAGGACAUCGUGUGGCACCCGACCGACGAUGUGCUGGCCUCGGCCUCGUACGACGACUCGCUCAAGAUCAUCACGCAGGACGGCGACGACUGGCGGUGCGCCGCCACCCUGCUCGGACACGCGUCGACGGUGUGGGGCCUCGCCUUCUCGGCCGACGGCGCGCACAUCGUCUCUUGCUCCGACGACCGCUCCGUCGUCCUGUGGGCGGGCGGGCCGGCCGAUGCGGCGCCCGCGGCGGCGGCGGCGCCGGCGGCGCCGGCGCCGGCGCCCUAUUCGUACGCCCAGGUGGCCUCGCUUCCCGAGGUGCACUCGCGCCCAAUCUACGCCAUCGAUUGGGAGAAGGGCGGCGCGCGGAUGAUCGCCACCGGCGGCGGCGACGACGCCGUCUGCGCCAUCGAGGCGACGCUGCCGGAGCCCGGCUCGGCGAAGCCGGCCAGCCUGCGGCUGGUGGCGCGGGUCGCCGGCGCGCACCGAGGCGACGUCAACUCGGUGGCUGUGGCGCCGGCGGAGCGGGGGGACGGCCUGCUCGCGUCGGCAGGCGACGACGGGGUGAUCCGUCUGUGGCGCAGGGCAUAAGCAUUAUAAACGCCGACUUUACGUUAA
Molecule: messenger RNA, 1068 nt
Organism: Emiliania huxleyi CCMP1516
Lineage: Eukaryota; Haptophyta; Isochrysidales; Noelaerhabdaceae
Exons: 1
Coding region: 1-1041 (346 amino acids)
Biological process (GO): iron-sulfur cluster assembly
Cellular component (GO): cytosolic [4Fe-4S] assembly targeting complex
Molecular function (GO): protein binding
Source: RefSeq, a predicted model, not a curated record